GGUUAAACGAAAUGGUAAAAUAUUUCGACAAGAUAUCGCAGCUGACGGCUCUGGCGAAUUACGGAAGAGAUUUGAAGGAGCUACAGAAAAUCCCAUUUCCAGACUUCGACUUUCGAGAGUUUCGAGAAAACAAGCGGGUUGUCGUGACACUCUAUAACAUAUGCGAAAGCGCGUUGCUUGAGUCAGGGUGGGUUGUCCACAAGGAUCCGGUGCCGGUUUAUUUGAAAGGUAUUGUAGAGGUGGGGCAGUUGAGCUACAUUACACCUAAGUAUACUUUUUCUUACAACGGGCUUACUGCUACGUACUACAAAAUGUUAUCAUCAUCUCCACUCUCGCAAGCAAAACUUCGCUCCCUUCAAACGCCCUUUUCCCCACUCAAACCGCCUGUCGCAAGCAAAACUUCGCUCCCUUCAAACGCCCUUUUCCCCACUCAAACCGCCUCAGGCUGGGUCGACGUCCCCAUCAAGACUCUUUGCCCUCCCCUCGAUUUCCCCAACGUCGAAACUUGUUGGAACUCUAUGGAAAAGUUUGCCCAUAACGAAGGCGCUUUUGGUCGCUUCAUGGAAGAGGAGGAC
Molecule: messenger RNA, 575 nt
Organism: Amoebophrya sp. A25
Lineage: Eukaryota; Dinophyceae; Syndiniales; Amoebophryaceae
Source: the annotation of a GenBank genome assembly